Messenger RNA from Closterium sp. NIES-67, 994 nucleotides. Lineage: Eukaryota; Viridiplantae; Streptophyta; Zygnematophyceae; Desmidiales; Closteriaceae. The record is from the annotation of a GenBank genome assembly.
UCGCCACCAACCGCAAACCGCCCGCAUCUCCCGCUCCCGCCUCGCCCCAGGUCUCACGAGUCACGACCGCCGCUGUGCCCUUGUUUUUUUUCAGCGGCGUUUCAGAUUUGCGACCAUCGUUCAUCGCCCCCCGCUCUUCGCGCAUCGCGCUCUAGCUUGCGCUUAUCGCGCCCUACCUUGCGCUUAUCGCGCCUUUGUCCCUCUCCUUCCCGCCCAUCUUCUUCCGCCCAUAUCGAUUCCACCCAUCUCCUUCCCCCCAUCUUGCAUCCGCCCGGGAAGGUCUCGCCUCAGGCAUUCAUAUCCCCCGCCUUUCCCGCACGCCGCACAUUUGCCUAGGAUCCCUAACUUGAUAGUCGCUUGGGAUUAUCAUCUCGUUUCCUCCUUGCUACUCUCCGCCUACCGAUGUUCGCCACGUGGCUGCGCCUCGCGGCGCGUCAGACGCACGUGGGCGAGGCGGCGGAGAAGGGAUCGGCGGCGGUGAUUCUUCGGAUAGUGCGGGAGCACGGGCCGUGCAACAAGAAUGUUCUAUGGACGCACGCUGAGGAGGCGGGGGUGAAGAGCAAGCGGCACAUGAAGCUCAUGCUGCGGUGGCUGAUGGAGAAGAACCAGAUUCGCAUCAAGUGCCUCACACAUGACCCAUCAGCACCCCAGCAGCAGCAGCAGCAGCAGCAUGGGAUGGCAGGAGCCCCAGGAGCAGCGGCAGCAGCGGCUGCUGCGUCAAGGGGAGCUGGAUCGGGGGCAUUUGCUGGCGCUGCUGCGGCUAGAGUGCAACCGGCAGGAGCGAAGAAGAGAUCGACGAAGCAUGUGUCAGUAGAGAAGGAAUUUAUUUACUCCAUCGCGCCAAGAUAUGUACCUAAAAGCGAGUAGCAUUGUAUGAUUGGAUGGGAGACAAUUUGGGCAAUUGCUUGAAUCUUGUGAAUGCUAAUCAAGCUGGUGGCUUUGUGGACUUCCUUCUAAUCUACUGUAAUCUCCAGGAUAAAGGUGUCAACUUACA